AUGGCGUCCUUCACUUUCUUGUUCAUUUUCUUUCAAUGUCUUUUCUUUUUGAUAAUAAGUAUCACGGCCGCCGCCCAGAAGCCACCGCUGGCACCGGCGCUGUAUGUGUUCGGAGAUUCCUUGUUAGACAGUGGCAAUAACAAUUUUUUGCCAACCAUUGCAAAGGUAAAUUAUCUACCAUAUGGAGCCAACUUCCCCCAGGGACCUACAGGGAGAUUCACUAAUGGCAAAACAGUAGCAGAUUUUAUUGCUGAAUUUCUUGGGCUACCAUAUUCUCCGCCAUAUCUGGGUUCGAAAAACUCUGUACCAGUUACGGGGUUGAAUUAUGCAUCUGGUGCAUGCGGCAUCCUUCCCAAAACUGGACGCCAAAUAGGGAAAUGCUUGAAUUUGGGAGAACAGAUUGAUCUAUUCGCAAAGACUGUGCAGUCAAUGCUGUCAAUCCAUUUCAACAACGACCUAGGAAAGCUUUCAGGUUAUUUAUCAAAGUCGAUAGCCAUAAUCUCCAUCGGCAAUAAUGACUACUUUAGUGAUUAUUUUGAUACCAACUCGUCCGAUACAAGCAGACGUCUUGGCCCCGAGCCAUACGCUCAACUCCUCCUAGAUAAUCUCUCCCGGCUGCUUCAGAAGCUAUACAACAUUGGAGCCAGAAAGAUAAUCAUGUUCGACAUCGGUCCACUUGGCUGCACCCCUUAUAUCACAAGAAAGUAUGAACAUAAUGGGCAAUGUGAUGAAGACAAGAACCAGAUUGUUCAAUAUUUCAACAACAGGCUUGCUUCUAUGCUUACAGAUUUAACAACAACUCUCAAGGGCUCCAACUUUGUUCUUGGCCACAGUCAUCGGUUAGGCUAUGAUGCAGCAAUAAACCCUUCCAGAUAUGGCUUAAGAGAUACGAGGAAUCCAUGCUGCACAACGUGGUCAAACGGGACAUCAGUGUGCAUUCCAUUGUCGAAGCCGUGCCCAAAUGCAAAUGAAUACUAUUUUUGGGAUGGUUAUCAUCUAACAGAAGCUUUGUAUUCGUUAAUAGCUUCCAGCUGUAUCGACGAUAAAUCAUUUUGCGUUCCCCUCAACUUAAAGGACCUCGUUAAUAUAUGAACAAACAUGUUACCAAUUAAUGUUUCUGGAAUCGGACUGUACAUCAAACCAGGUCUGAUCCAACCAAUGGUCAAAGUAUUCAAUACAAUUUUGUAUAAUUAAUUAU
Mangifera indica (mango) is the source of this 1198-nucleotide messenger RNA. RefSeq names its product GDSL esterase/lipase 7-like. Gene Ontology annotation, molecular function: hydrolase activity, acting on ester bonds. The transcript is spliced from 5 exons. Lineage: Eukaryota; Viridiplantae; Streptophyta; Magnoliopsida; Sapindales; Anacardiaceae. The record is from RefSeq and is a predicted model, not a curated record. Bases 1 to 1092 code for a protein of 363 amino acids.